Messenger RNA from Purpureocillium lilacinum, 2880 nucleotides. Its product is annotated as importin-alpha export receptor. Gene Ontology annotation, biological process: protein import into nucleus; protein export from nucleus. The record is from RefSeq and is a predicted model, not a curated record. Lineage: Eukaryota; Fungi; Ascomycota; Sordariomycetes; Hypocreales; Ophiocordycipitaceae. Gene Ontology annotation, molecular function: small GTPase binding; nuclear export signal receptor activity. Gene Ontology annotation, cellular component: cytosol; nuclear envelope.
AUGGCGGCCGACAUUGGUCACAUUGCUCAGCUGCUCAACGCGACCCUCGACCCCGCGCAGCACCGCAAAGCCGAGUCCGCCCUCAAGCAAGAAGCAGUCAAGCCUCACUACUCCCUCAGCCUGCUCAACAUCGUCAACUCCGAAUCCCUACCCCUCAACACCCGCCUCGCCGCCGCGCUCGCCUUCAAAAACUUCAUCCGAUUCAACUACGUGGACGAAGAAGGCAACUACAAGCUGCCGCAAGAUGAGGUCGGCACCAUCAAGGAGCGCCUCAUCGGCCUCAUGAUCUCGUCGCCGCCUACCGUCCAGAGCCAGCUCGGCGAGGCUAUCAGCAUCAUUGCCGACUCGGACUUUUGGCGGAGGUGGGACACACUCACACAGGAACUCGUCAGCCGCUUCUCCAACACCGAUCCCAAAAUCAACAUUGGCGUGCUCGAGGUGGCGCAUUCCAUCUUCGCUCGAUGGCGGCCGCUCCUCCGAACCGACGAACUGUACACCGAGAUCAAUCACGUCAUCAACACGUUUGGCGAGCCCUUUGUCCAGCUCCUUGUGACGACAAACGACAUAAUCGACCGAAACUCAAACAACAAGGAUGUGCUGCAGGGCUGGUUCGAGGUUCUCGAUCUCCAGAUCAAGAUCAUGUACGACAUGUCGUGCCACGACAUCCCGCCCAUCUUCGACGAGAAUCUUAAGAGCAUCGCCACGCUCCUGCACAAGUAUCUCGACUACACGAACCCUGUCCUGCAAACAGACGACGAUAUCGAGACGAGCAUAGCCGACACCGUCAAGGCCGAUAUUUGCGAACUGCUCGAGCUGUUUACGACCAAGUAUGACGAGGACUGGGGCAAGUACUGCGAGCCGUUCAUCACGAGCGCCUGGAACUUGCUGUCCACGAUUGGCCAGGAGACCAAGUACGACACGGUUGUCAGCAAGGCUCUCCACUUCCUCACUGCCGUUGCCUCGAACCCGAAGCACUCUGGCAUGUUCAACGACCAGAACGUUCUUACACAGAUCGUGGAGAAGGUCAUCCUGCCCAAUGUCGCCCUUAGAGAGUCCGACUUGGAGAUGUUUGAGGAUGAGCCGAUCGAAUUCAUCCGUCGUGACCUGGAAGGCUCAGACACAGACUCGCGGAGAAGAUCAGCCACCGACUUCCUCCGCAAGCUCCAAGAAAACUUUGAGUCGCUGGUGACCACCACUGUCACAAGAUACAUCACCCACUACUUGACGCUGGGCAAGUCGGACUGGAAGGCCAAGGACACAGCAGUAUAUCUGUAUCUGUCCAUCGCGGCAAAGGGCGCCGUAACGGCCGCGCAGGGUGUCAAGACUGUCAACCCGCUCGUCAAUGUUGUCGAGUUCUUUGAGCAGAACAUCGCUGCCGACCUGAUGGGUGGCGAGAGUAUCUCGCCCAUCGCCAGGGUCGAUGCGAUCAAGUACCUCUACACAUUCCGAAGCCAGCUCUCCAAGGAGCAGUGGAAGCUCGCGCUUGGACCGCUGGUCCAGAACCUCAAUUCGUCCAACUACGUCGUGUACACGUACGCUGCGAUUGCAGUGGAACGGGUGCUCUUCUUGGCCGACGAUGCCGGCAACCAGAUGUUCCCCCGAGUCGAUAUUGAGCCCUUCGCCAAGGACCUCCUCACGCAUCUCUUCAAGCUGAUCGAGAAGGAGACGAGUCCGGCUAAGCUGCAGGAGAACGAGUUCUUGAUGCGAUGCGUGAUGCGUAUCCUCAUCGUCAUCAAGGACGGCGCCACGCACGUACUGGAGAAUGUCUUGACCCACCUCAUCCUCAUUACCAAUGUGAUGAAGCAGAACCCGAGCAACCCGAGAUUUUACUACUACCAUUUUGAAGCGAUGGGUGCUCUCGUGCGGUACUGCUCGGGCACCAGCGCCGCCUUGUUCAACCAAAAACUGUGGGAGCCGUUCAACAAGAUUCUAGCGGAAGAUGUGUCUGAGUUCCUGCCCUACAUUUUCCAAAUUUUGGCUCAGUUCCUCGAAUCCUGCCCGUCGCAGGAUGUGUCCGACGAGUACAAGAUGCUCAUCGGCCCUCUUCUUGCGGCGCCGCUGUGGGAGGUCCGCGGCAACGUCCCGGCCUGCACCCGCCUGUUGUCGGCAGUCAUCCCCAAGGCCGCCAAGGUUAUCGUUGCAGAGAAUCAGCUGGAGCCCGUGCUGGGAAUUUUCCAGAAGCUGCUGAGCAGCAAAAAAUCCGAGCUCAUGGCGUUUGAUGUCCUGGAUGCGAUCAUCCACUCUUUCGAGCCGGCAACAAUUGACCAGUACUUUGGAACCAUUGUGCAGCUGCUCUACACCAAGCUGCAGGGAUCACCUUCGGAGACGUUCAAGAUCCGCUUCGCGCGGUUCUACCACCUUGUCGGCGCCAAGCUUGAGGCAGGAUAUGGGGCGGAUUACUUCAUCAAGAAGUCGGACCAGCUCGACGAGAGAGCCUUUUCGCAAGUCUACCCGCCCUUCGUCUUGGCGGAGACGGAGAAGCUUGCCAAGCCCGUGGAUCGCAAGACAGCUGUCGUGUCCUUGACAAAGACGCUGUGCGACUCGCAAGUGUUUGCUCAGAAGUUCAUGAAGGGCUGGGCCAACAGCUGCCGCAUCCUGCUCUCCCUGCUGGCGAACCCGCCGGCUGUCUCGGGCGGCCUCGGCGACGAGGUCAUCACCGAAGCGUCGGUCGACGACAUUGGCUUUGGCAUGACCUUCACCGCGUUGAACACGUGCCGACCCGUGGCGCAGGACGACUUCCCAGAGGUUGUCGAUGUCACCAAGUGGGUUAAGAACUACAUGGUGGCGGCCAACGCACGGCACAGCGGAGCCAUUGAGAGUUUCAUCGGCCAGCGGUUGCCGGCCGAUCAGCAGGCGGCCAUUGCGCAGUUCAUUCGCUGA